Xenopus tropicalis (tropical clawed frog) is the source of this 1992-nucleotide messenger RNA. RefSeq names its product protein phosphatase 1, catalytic subunit, gamma isozyme (gene ppp1cc). Lineage: Eukaryota; Metazoa; Chordata; Amphibia; Anura; Pipidae. Gene Ontology annotation, cellular component: nuclear speck; nucleoplasm; cytoplasm. The record is from RefSeq and is marked provisional. Gene Ontology annotation, molecular function: protein serine/threonine phosphatase activity; hydrolase activity.
CAGGGGAGGAGGUGGCGCCAUUUUGUCAGGUUCUUGGGAGUCUGUAGCGGAAGACGAGCGAGGGGGAUUGAAAAGCCGCUGCGGCGCCAAGACUGCCCCCUGCCCGGUUUCCAGUACGUUUGGGCUUCUGUUUUUAUUGCGACAGUUUACUGGGUCCGCCAUUUAGACUUUCGGAGCAAUGGCAGAUGUUGACAAGCUUAACAUCGACAGCAUCAUACAGCGACUGUUAGAAGUUAGAGGAUCAAAACCGGGAAAAAAUGUUCAGCUUCAAGAGAAUGAGAUUCGAGGGCUCUGUCUGAAGUCUCGGGAAAUCUUCCUCAGUCAGCCAAUCUUGCUUGAGCUUGAAGCUCCUCUUAAAAUAUGUGGCGAUAUUCAUGGCCAGUACUAUGACUUACUGCGAUUAUUUGAAUAUGGUGGUUUCCCACCUGAAAGCAACUACCUGUUCCUAGGAGACUAUGUGGACAGAGGGAAGCAGUCUUUAGAAACGAUCUGUCUUCUUUUGGCAUAUAAAAUCAAAUAUCCAGAGAACUUCUUCCUCCUCAGAGGCAAUCAUGAAUGUGCCAGCAUUAACAGAAUCUAUGGCUUUUAUGAUGAGUGUAAAAGAAGAUAUAAUAUAAAGUUAUGGAAAACAUUCACAGAUUGCUUUAAUUGUUUGCCAAUAGCUGCUAUAGUUGACGAGAAGAUAUUUUGCUGUCAUGGAGGUUUGUCUCCAGACCUUCAGUCGAUGGAGCAGAUCCGACGAAUUAUGCGUCCUACUGACGUUCCAGACCAGGGUCUUCUGUGUGACUUACUUUGGUCUGAUCCUGACAAAGAUGUCCUAGGGUGGGGUGAAAAUGACAGAGGUGUAUCUUUUACUUUUGGAGCUGAAGUGGUUGCAAAAUUUCUACACAAACAUGAUCUGGAUCUCAUUUGCCGAGCUCAUCAGGUGGUUGAAGAUGGGUAUGAAUUUUUUGCCAAGAGACAACUGGUUACUUUGUUCUCAGCCCCAAACUAUUGUGGAGAAUUUGAUAAUGCUGGAGCAAUGAUGAGUGUAGAUGAAACGUUAAUGUGUUCCUUCCAGAUCCUAAAACCUGCAGAGAAAAAGAAGCCUAAUGCAAGCAGACCUGUAACGCCACCACGAGGCAUGAUCACAAAACAAGCAAAGAAAUAAAAGCUUUUUCUUUUUGGACUUGUAUUAUAGUAUAUAAUCUCAUUUUUUUAAUUGUGUAAUGUGUCCUGGUUAGGUCCAUCUAGAUGUUUGUGGCUUUUUUUCUGUUUCCUUUUUAAUGAAUUGUAUUUGCUACAGCAGUCACUUCUUUCUCCUCAACGCCUUUUUCUAUUGGAAAGCACAUAGGCCAUGUUAUCUCCUGAAUUGCGUCCCUUAUGCCAGUGUUACUGUACACUCCAAAUCUGUAUGCUUCAUUAUUUCCCUUUAUACAGUCUAUCUACAUACAUUGUAAAGGCUUUAUAAAAUACCUAAAGAGGGCACUAAUGGGCUAGUGAGAGAAUGGCAUGGCUAUCAUUCGCAUACUGUUUAUUCAAACCACUGUGAACAUUUUUUUACUUUUGUUUUAAAGGGAUUUUUUUUUGUCAUGUUCUUUGUAUGGUUGUCAAUAUUAGAUUUCCCCUUGACCUUGCCAGCAUCACUGACUCGAUGUAUAUUUAAUUAAAGCACAUUUCCCGUACUGUAUACUUUAAAUAAAAGCCAUUAUUUUAAUUGUGUUCUACUUCCUACAACCUUUAUCUGCAUUGUCAGUGUAUUGCUCAUGUCUUCCAUAGCUAUGGAGAUGGGUCUGAAAUUUUAGUGUCUGCAUGGUUUAUUACAAUAAAGUGAGAAUGGUUAUUAAGACAAUGCACUUCCUAAUGGCAUUACAUAUUUUUUUUCUUUUAUAUUGUAAGAGGGAAACAAAAUUCCACUCCAUGAACUUGCGAAGACUUAGGACAUGCCAAAGGUGUCACUUAAUGUUUACUGGUCUCAUUUUUUUUUUUCUUAAUAAAAAAAACUUUUGUUUG